Messenger RNA from Hemiscyllium ocellatum (epaulette shark), 1602 nucleotides. Its product is annotated as zinc finger protein ZIC 4-like. Gene Ontology annotation, biological process: central nervous system development; regulation of transcription by RNA polymerase II. The coding region runs from base 1 to 1602 and encodes 533 amino acids. Gene Ontology annotation, molecular function: RNA polymerase II cis-regulatory region sequence-specific DNA binding; DNA-binding transcription factor activity, RNA polymerase II-specific. The transcript has 2 exons. The record is from RefSeq and is a predicted model, not a curated record. NCBI's taxonomy places the organism in Eukaryota, Metazoa, Chordata, Chondrichthyes, Orectolobiformes, Hemiscylliidae. Gene Ontology annotation, cellular component: nucleus.
AUGAGCAUGGAUGCAUUGGGGAGUCAGAUGAUGGACCCAUCAUCAUUCGCCAAACGAAAUCCAGCGCUGAGAUUAGUAGACCUGGCAGGAGCUCACCACCAUCAUCAUCACCAUCCCCCUCAGAACAUGACAGGUUUCCCGGGGCUCAGCGGCCAUCCCCACUCAAUGGCACACACGCACCCUGGGGAGAAUACUGGAGAACCCCGCCUGGGGCCGAGUCCUUUCGGGCCUGAACACAUGGGGCACCCUGCAGCCGCCGCCGCACUUAAACUCAGCCCAACCCAUCCCCACCACCACCACCACCAUCAUCAUCACCAUCAUAUGGCAGGCCACGCUGAAAUUGUCUCCAAUCCCACGGCAGCGUUUGGCCCAGCGCAGGCGGCGGCAGCAGUCAGUUACUCGGUCUCGCACUCCCACGCCAGCUACACUGCCCAGGCUAUCUCGGCAGGUAGAGAUUUCCUCAUCCGCAGGGAUUUGACAUCCUCAGUAAUGCCAGGGCUCACUGAUCAAUAUCCCGGCACAAGUUCUCACCACGGAAUGUUUGUAUCAACAACAGGUAGUUACCCCGGACACCAUGGUCACCCCGAGGCUGGGAGCCACUCUCUAUUCCCUGGACUGCAUGACCAACCUCCCCUUGCAGUCCCAGCUGGACACCAUCUGAACGGACAGUUAAGACUGGGUCUACCUGGAGAUAUGUACGCCAGGUCUGAGCACUACAGUCAAGUGGCAAGUUCCAGGAGUGAUCCUUUUGCCUCUUCCCCUCUACAUGGCUACGGUGGUAUAAACAUUAACAUGAAUAUAACUGGCCACCACGGUCCAGGUGCUUUUUUUCGCUACAUGAGGCAACCCAUCAAGCAGGAACUGAUCUGCAAGUGGACUGAACCGGACCCUAUCACUAAAAAGCCAUGCUCAAAAACUUUUAGCACGAUGCACGAACUGGUUACUCACGUAACAGUGGAACACGUUGGGGGACCAGAACAGUCGAAUCAUAUCUGUUUCUGGGAAGAGUGUCCACGAGAGGGAAAGCCUUUCAAAGCCAAAUAUAAACUUGUAAAUCACAUCAGAGUCCACACUGGCGAGAAACCAUUCCCCUGUCCAUUCCCUGGCUGUGGGAAAGUCUUUGCCAGAUCAGAAAAUCUCAAGAUCCACAAAAGAACUCACACAGGAGAAAAGCCCUUUAAGUGUGAAUUUGAAGGCUGUGACAGACGUUUUGCUAACAGCAGCGACAGGAAAAAGCACUCGCAUGUGCACACAAGUGACAAGCCCUAUAACUGCAAAGUAAGAGGCUGUGAUAAAUCGUACACGCACCCGAGCUCACUUCGCAAGCACAUGAAGGUCCAUUGCAAAUCUCCACCCCCCAGCUCGGGAUACGAAUCCUCCACCCCCUCGCUGGUCUCUCCUUCUUCGGACUCAGGUCGGGACCCCCCGGCUUCAGCCUCCCAGCUUGACCCCAUCACAUCUUCCCACGCAGCUAACCUGAGCGAAUGGUAUGUGUGUCAGAGCACAGGAGCAAGUGGUAUUCCAACACCUCCGAGUAAUUCAUCAUCACCUGGACCAGGGGAGCACUCUUACAGAAACUCUGACCCCAGAACUAUUCUCUAA